AGAUUGUUUAUCGGAGCAGAGUGACAGGCGGUUUUGCCACAUCAACCGACUUGCAAGUCCUAAGUAAGAAUUCUAUAGCAUUUCAACCGGUAGCUACCGGACACUCUUUGGAAGACCCUUCCGAGAAGGAACCCUCAUAGCGCAGAAUCUAUACCCUGUGAUAAGAAGGACGCGUGCUAUCGCGUUGAUCGGAUUGUGCUUAAGACCGGCGCUUGCUUGGUAAUGUGCCUGGACUGGCUAGAGAUACACUUCGCUUGCCUGUCUGAACAAAAUGACUGCCGAUAUGGACACUCAGAACGAGUAUGAUGAUAGUGGACUCCCGGGGCCCGGAGCGCCCACGCCACUAUCAGCCCUGGAGGGUGUUGCGGGGUUAACGGGCAGAGAUAUCAAACUGUUUGUCGAUGCUGGCUAUCACACUGUCGAGUCAAUUGCGUAUACGCCCAAGCGUUUACUGGAACAGAUUAAGGGUAUCUCGGAGCAGAAAGCUACGAAGGUUCUAGUCGAGGCUGCCAAGCUCGUACCAAUGGGUUUCACGACCGCGACGGAAAUGCAUGCUCGGCGAAGCGAGUUGAUAUCAAUCACGACAGGAUCCAAGCAAUUGGACACUCUCUUGGGAGGCGGUAUCGAAACGGGCUCUAUUACUGAGAUAUUCGGAGAAUUCAGGACGGGUAAAAGUCAGAUAUGCCAUACGCUUGCUGUGACUUGUCAGCUGCCAUUUGAUAUGGGGGGCGGCGAAGGCAAGUGUCUCUACAUUGACACCGAAGGAACAUUUCGACCGGUGCGCCUGUUGGCCGUUGCCCAGCGAUAUGGGCUCGUUGGGGAAGAGGUACUGGAUAAUGUGGCGUACGCUCGAGCUUAUAACUCGGACCACCAACUUCAGCUACUGAACCAAGCAUCUCAAAUGAUGUGUGAGACUCGCUUCUCGCUUCUCGUCGUCGACUCUGCUACAUCGCUCUACCGGACAGACUUCAAUGGCCGUGGUGAACUGUCAAACCGUCAGACACAUCUGGCUAAAUUCUUGCGCACCUUGCAGCGCUUAGCAGAUGAAUUUGGUAUUGCCGUUGUCAUCACCAAUCAGGUCGUUGCCCAGGUCGAUGGAGGUCCUAGUGCGAUGUUUAAUCCGGACCCCAAGAAGCCAAUUGGUGGAAACAUUAUCGCGCACGCCAGUACGACCAGACUGAGCUUGAAGAAGGGGAGGGGAGAGACGCGAGUGUGCAAGAUCUAUGACAGCCCCUGUCUGCCGGAGAGUGAUUGUCUCUUCGCCAUCAAUGAAGAUGGCAUUGGAGAUCCUAGCCCCAAGGACUUGGAGAACGAUUAAGGGAAAAUGCGGCCUCAAUAAUUAGUUACGAUACGAUGAUCGGUAUUUUUUUUCUAAUUGGCUUGUUAGUACAUAUAGUUUAGUAACCUGAUUUUGAUAGCCUACGGUGUUUGUGGCAUUGUGUUAGAGAGAUUAUUAUAUGUUCAGUAAAAAUUAUAGCUAAACUUCGAAACGGGGCUUCAUCAGUGGGAAAAAGUCGGUGGAAGUUAAUUAAUAAA
Aspergillus alliaceus is the source of this 1536-nucleotide messenger RNA. RefSeq names its product recombinase RAD51. Gene Ontology annotation, cellular component: condensed nuclear chromosome. Bases 272 to 1318 code for a protein of 348 amino acids. NCBI's taxonomy places the organism in Eukaryota, Fungi, Ascomycota, Eurotiomycetes, Eurotiales, Aspergillaceae. The transcript has 4 exons. Gene Ontology annotation, molecular function: single-stranded DNA binding; ATP binding; ATP-dependent DNA damage sensor activity. Gene Ontology annotation, biological process: double-strand break repair via homologous recombination; mitotic recombination; chromosome organization involved in meiotic cell cycle. The record is from RefSeq and is a predicted model, not a curated record.